Molecule: messenger RNA, 2147 nt
Organism: Cantharellus anzutake
Lineage: Eukaryota; Fungi; Basidiomycota; Agaricomycetes; Cantharellales; Hydnaceae
Exons: 4
Source: RefSeq, a predicted model, not a curated record
AAUGGUAAUGGUGACGAGGCACAAGAAACAUCUUCCGAAGACCUACUCGUCAAAGCUUUGAUGGCCACGAAGAGAGUUGCCCAUGACGUGGACGUUGCAAGGGCGAAAAGAGACAUCGAGGUUAAGACUCAGCGCAUCGUUGACCGGCUUGAUCCCACAUCUUCGAUUUCGUCAGAAUUUGUCGCGAGUCUUGGUGAUAUUCGGCUGGCGUCUUCACUUGAUCUGAUAUACCAUCAUCCGUCGCUCGCGCCCCUUACUGGAGUUGUUAGGGUGAGGUAUUGCGGAGCGUUCGUAUAUGAUGGGUACUUGCUAUUGGUGAAGGUACGGAAAAAUAAGAAUUUUUUGCCUUUACAUUGGCUCUCGCUUGGGAACGUGGAGGUGGAGGAUGUGACUGAAGAACCAGGGCUUCUUCCGCAUUCUUUCAAAAUUAAGGUGGCAGAUCAUACCCUGGAACUUGGAGCCUCAUGCAUUGGCGAGAAAGACGUUUGGCUACGCACCCUAAUUACGAUUCGAUCAACAUGCUCCUCCGGUGAAUCUGGUCCACCUCGGAAACGGCGCCAAUCCAUACUUGCAUCCACUGGUUUCUACGUCCCUUCAGGCCACUCUUCGCAUGCUACUCUACCUGCCACAAUCUCUUUCAUUUCCUCUACGAAACUUGGGGCUUCUCCAGUUUCCGAGAUCGAGUCGAGACCGGUGCUCGCAGAGCCAGUUGCACCGUCCAAGAUGGAACGCCAAUGGACCACUACUAGCAAGCGAGCUUCGGCAGGGAAACGUUCGAGCAUAUUUUUGUUGGAUACCUUUACUACGACAUAUCGACGUGUUGCUGCCACGGAACGUCUACUGGUCGAUCGAACGCUGACGGAUAUGUGGUCAAGCGAGUGCAUCUCUAUUCGGACCCAGGCUCAACUUCGCGGAGAACUUUUCAGUCAUCCGAAGCCCCACAGGCCAGCUUCGACACAGGAUCUGACGGAGAGAGGGCCUUGGUCGAAGGCGGCUACCUCAUUCCCCGGACCCACUCAUACAUCACUUAGUAAGAAAGCUGCCACCUCAACAUUGUAUGCUCGUGUUCGGCGUCAAUCUGCUCCCCCUUCCCCACCUCGGCAUCACAAGACUUGUUCUGUGCCUUGUGGUUCGUCUGAUCCAGAUGAGCUUAGAGGUCAUUCGCCGAUUCGUAAGCGAAUGGUUGCUUCCGAUAAAUUAGGGGAUCCGGUUCUGCGAGAACCUGAUAACUUUGGAUAUAUGGUAUGGCCCCAGGAGAUCUCUGACGAUGAUGCCGAAUCCUUCUGGGAUGAUGUGUUGUCAGUUACCCGGACUAAGCUUAUGAGUGAGGACACUCAAUUCCCUCGAAACGGCAAUACGGUUACGGAGGUAAAAUCUGAUGUCGACUCGGCCGAUGUCCCUCUUCCAGAAUGCAAACUAACACUCCCGCCUGAAAGAAUUCCAGACCAACCCCCUUCGAAAAGAUCUUCCUUUCUGACGCGCGCAGACUUCCGCAAUUCUUCUCAAGUGAGAUCUAGUAGCCCAAUCCGCUCAUCUCGAAGCACACGAAAUGGUCACGAUUCAUUCUUAUCACCUUACUGGACCAAAACUUCGGUUGUAUUGCGAUCAGCGUCCCCUAUCCACUUUGAACCUUCCCCGGUCGUGUCACCCUUUCCAAACUCUACUCCACCCCCACUUCCAGAUCCACCGGAGGAUAUGACUGGCAGAUCUCGUUCAGCGAUUGACUUGUGCAGAUUGGAGCCUCUCCCAAGCUCUAGCCGAAAGAUGACAACGUCCUCAACUUCAAGCUCUUCAAGUGCCACUUCGCACUCCGCACGGUCCAUUCGGUCUUUUUUCCAGCACCGAAAUAAAUUCACCUCCAUAUUAUAGCAUCCAUUGACCCUAUUUAUUCUGUCCUCCAUCAGUAAUCACCACCACUUAGCAUUCCUGAUACCCAGAAACUCAAGUAACACCAAAAUUCCCGCUCUCAGUCUCAAAUGCGAGCGCAAGGAGUUGGUAUAUCCUACUUGUACAAUCAUUCAUGACAGUGUAUAUAUUUAUAUUGUUUGGCAGUGUACUAGGAUUCAAGAUGAUAAGUGGAUUUCGCAGGAGGGCCCUAUUGAUCAGACAACCUAGAAACAAGCCAGCAAAAGAGAUGCAUCUUACAA